AUGUCGACGCCCGCCGCUCCGCUGUCGACCGUCGCGCCCGACAAAGCGCUGCAGUGCCAGGACGACCACGUUGUGAAGCUCCAGCUCGCGUGUCUCUGCUCGUUCCUCUUCCUGUGCGUGCAACUCGCCGGGGGCUACUACACGGACAGCCUCGCGAUCCUCUCGGACGCGGCCCACGUGCUGUCGGACGUGGCGAGUUUCCUCGUCUCGCUCGUGGCCAUGUCGUUGGGCCAACUGCCUGCGUCGGCGACGAUGCCGUUCGGGUACCAUCGCGCCGAAGUGAUUGGGGCGCUCGGGAGUGUGCUGCUCGUGUGGGUGCUGGCGAUCGGCCUCUUGUGGACUGCGCUCCAGCGCGUGUACGACCAGGGACAGGGCGGCGAGGCCAGCACGGACCUGGUCGACGGCAAGACUAUGUUUGUUGUCGCCAUGUGUGGACUCGGGAUCAACCUGGUGCUGAUGAAGAUCCUGGGCCACGACCACUGCCACGGACAUGGUGCUGGACAGGGCCACGACCACUGCCACGGACAUGGUGCUGGACAGGGACCGUGUCGUGACGGCGAGGCCACAAGUGUCGGAACGGCUUCGAGCGUGCAGGAUCGCGGUCGGACGCCCAUGUCGGCAAUGGCGUUGAUUGAUGGGGUCGAGAUUGAGCCGCUGGCCACGGAAGUGGAGAAGCUGGCACCGAAGUCGUCAGUGUUUGAGAACAUCAACGUUCGGGCAGCGUACAUUCAUGCGCUUGGGGAUUUCGUCCAGAGCUUGGGCGUGUGCCUUGCCGGUGGUUUGAUCUGGUACAACCCGUCGUGGCAAAUGGCGGACCCGAUCACGACCAUCUUGUUCUCGUUCCUCGUGCUGGCUACGACCGUUGGCGUGCUCACGCGCAGUGUGCACAUUCUGAUGGAAGGUGCACCGCCAGCACUGGAUCUGCGUGUGGUUGAGAAACGCAUUCGCGCACUUGCGUCGGUGUACGACGUGCAUGAUCUCCACGUGUGGAUGCUCACGGAAGGGCACUACGCGGCCAGCGUGCACAUUCUACCGACUGGGGAGCCUCGUGUAGCCCUUCGCGCUACCCAGUGCCUGCUAGCGUCACUGGGCGUGCGUCAGCAAACCGUGCAAGUCGAAGACCCGACGGAUCGAGACUGGAAUGAAGACUUGUACUGCAGCUGGGUGUCGCAUUCGAACGUUGCGCUUGAGGCCGAGAGCAAGAUGUCCGUGCCACGUGCUGGAACCAAGAAGGCUGCGCUUGAGCCUCUGCCUGGGACAGCAGCGACCUUCAACUAG
Hyaloperonospora brassicae is the source of this 1278-nucleotide messenger RNA. The record is from the annotation of a GenBank genome assembly. NCBI's taxonomy places the organism in Eukaryota, Oomycota, Peronosporomycetes, Peronosporales, Peronosporaceae.